Miscanthus lutarioriparius is the source of this 1140-nucleotide messenger RNA. The record is from the annotation of a GenBank genome assembly. NCBI's taxonomy places the organism in Eukaryota, Viridiplantae, Streptophyta, Magnoliopsida, Poales, Poaceae.
AUGUCCACCACGGAAGAGGCAGCUGGUGGCUACGACUACGACCGCCGCCUGAGCGAGCUGAAGGCUUUCGACGACACCAAGGCCGGCGUCAAGGGCCUCGUGGACGCCGGCGUCACGACCGUCCCCACCAUCUUCCGCCACCACCGCCAGGACGGGCCGCAGGUAUCGUCCUCUAGCAGUAGCAGCUGCAACACUAUUAGCGUUAUCCCGGUCAUCGACCUCUCGGCGGCGGACGCAGCCGCGCGGGAGGAGGUGGUCGCGCAGGUGAAGGCCGCGGCCGAGACGGUGGGGUUCUUCCAGCUGGUGAACCACGGCGUUCCCGGCGAGCUCCUGUCGGAGAUGCUGGCGUCGGUGAGGCGGUUCAACGAGGAGGCCCCCGAGACGAAGCGCGCUUACUACACGCGGGACGCCCGGCGGAAGCUGCGGUUCAACUCCAACUUCGACCUGUUCCAGUCACCGGCGGCCAACUGGCGCGACACGCUCUUCUGCGAGGCGGCGCCGGAGCCGCCGCGCGCCGAGGAGCUGCCGCCCGCGGUCAGGCACGUGAUGCUGGAGUACAGCGGCGCGGCGCGGGAGGUGGCGGCGCGGGUGCUGGCGCUGCUGUCGGAGGCCCUGGGGCUGGGCCCCGGGCACCUCGCCGGGAUGGGGUGCGCGGACGGCCUCAGCCUGGUGUGCAACUACUACCCGCCGUGCCCGGAGCCCGACCUCACCCUGGGGUGCAGCGCGCACUCGGACCCCAGCUUCCUGACCCUGCUGCUGCAGGACGAGCACGCGCAGGGCGGCCUGCAAGCGCUGCUGGCCUCUGGGUGGGUGGACGUGCCUCCGGUGCCCGGCGCGCUCCUGGUGAACGUCGGCGACCUCCUCCAGCUGGUCAGCAACGGGCGGUUCAGGAGCGUGGAGCACCGGGUGGUGGCCAACCGGAGCAGGGACACGGCGAGGGUGUCAGUGGCGUGCUUCUUCAACGCGGACAUCGCGAGGUCCACGAGGCUGUAUGGACCCAUCGCGGAGCUCAUCACCUCCGGCGACGGCGCGGGAAGGGCGCUGUACAGGAGCGUGACGGUCCCGGAGUUCCUGGCGCACUACGACAAGAAAGGCCUCGACGGUCGCCCGGCGCUCCACCACUUCCAACUGCUUCAAUAA